AUGCUUUCCAUCCUCUUCGAUCGAAUGCGUGUCGAAGGCGUCGUCGAUGCUUUUCAGACGACGAAACUACUCUGGUGGCAACGACGCGGUCUAGUCGAGACCUCCACAGAAUAUGCCUUCUGCUAUGCUACUGCACUGGAGUACUUGAAUCUUUACGAGCCACUCCCCAUCAACCAAAUGACUACACAAACGCCCUCCUCCACCCUCUCCUAG
This is a messenger RNA of Hydatigera taeniaeformis, 213 nucleotides long. NCBI's taxonomy places the organism in Eukaryota, Metazoa, Platyhelminthes, Cestoda, Cyclophyllidea, Taeniidae. The record is from the annotation of a GenBank genome assembly.